Chironomus riparius is the source of this 2671-nucleotide messenger RNA. NCBI's taxonomy places the organism in Eukaryota, Metazoa, Arthropoda, Insecta, Diptera, Chironomidae. The record is from the annotation of a GenBank genome assembly.
UGGGAGAUCGAGCCUGUUAAAGCUGUGAAUGGUUUGAAAAAAUUGAAAUUUAAAAUUUUACGGAUUUUUGAUUUUUAAACGAUUUUAGGAUUUUAAAUUUCAACAAAUUUUUUAAAAUUUGAAUUUCAACGAAAUUUUAGAUUUUAAAUUUCAACGAAUUUUUUAAUCUCAAUAACAGCAGUUAGCAUCAAAUAUAUUCAUAAUUCUUUCAACCUUCAAUCACUAAUUAGAACAAUCUUCUAAGAAAUUUGAAAAUUCACUACGAUACUCAAAAUGCGGUCAAGAUCAAUCCAAUCGACAUUGGCUAUCAUAGUUGUAACACUCCAUCAUCACUAAAUAGAGCAAGAGCAUAUAAAUUAUAAGUAGCUUCUCCCAAAAGUGAAAUUAAUCAUCACAAAAAUCAAAUAAGCAACAUGAUGCAAACCCUAGUCAAACACAUGUUUUUAAACAAAUUCCUCUCUACAUGAAAUCAAGUAACGAGGACAUUCAACUAUUCGAAGCAUAAUAAAUAAAUCAACAGAAAAUUUUUAUGUAGUUUUUUGAGGAAAUCAAUCAAAAGAAAAAUAACAAGAAUCAAUAGACGAGUUAAUCACAUACAGUGACUGACUUUAAACUGUGUAGUGUGAGAACUUCAUAGUGGGGGAGUUAUUGCUCUUUAGUAUUUUAGCUACAUUCAAAGAGUUCAGACGUCUUUUAAGCGCUGAUUGUGAAUGAAAUAAAUUGUGUCUGAUUAAAAGCAAUUAAGUGCAUUGCGAAAUGGACCGAACAAGUCGGGAAAAUGUCAUCAAAAUUAAAGAGUUCCUCGAAGAUAUCUACAUGUAUUUGAAUAACAACAUAAAGUCACACAAUUCGGACGAUGAGCAACAGAAACAGCAUCAAGAAGAAGAAGAAGACGAACGUCAAAGGCAUGAAACGAAACGAAGAGAGCUAAUUGAAAACUGUAAACACAUACGGACUAUAUUUGAGAAUGACUUUUUUCAUCCCCACGAUGUUGACUCAACAAUUUCGUAUUUAGACAUGAAUGGUUCUGCUAAAAACCGAAUUAAGAGCAGCAUUUCCGAUGAAAACGAAAUUGGUAUGUAUGUAUGGCUAUAAGCAAUACUAAUUACUGGGUUCGUUCGCUUAUGACGUCUAGUUUUAAUUUGGGAGGGGUCUUAGACAUAAAUACACACUUAGUGCCAAAACUAGAGCUAAAACUUAAUUUUUAAGCAGACUUAACUUACGAACAGCCUGAAAACUAAUUAAAAAUUCAAACUUUAUGGCACUGCCUUCUUUCAGAAUCAUCAAAAGAGGAAUAUGUCGAUAUGAGCCACAGAAAGUCGUCAAACAGUCGAGUAUCCGAAAAUCCAUACAAUAUUUAUGAAGCAGCAAUAAGUUUAAGUAAUCAAGAUUCAGAGAAAUGUCCAUUUACGGGAUUACCAGCAGUGCAUUUAAAGCUAAUGUGCUCACCCCUCGCAGGUCUAUUAACGAGAAUCGAAAGAAAACUCUUUUUUGGACAGUCAAAGGAUUUCUAUGCUGGAAUUUUAGAUAAAUGGAUUUUAUUAUAUCCCAGUAAAUCCAAUGAUAUGGCACCAUCCGAAUAUUUCUAUCCAAAACGUCUCGUAAAUGUUAAAGGCGAGAAUCAAUUUAUUAUAGUCACUAACAAUGAUAAACGAUAUCAUUUCCAAGCACCUAAUAGUCAUGAGUACAGUGAAUGGAUUGAAAAUAUCAAUAAAAUUCUUGAAGACAGUCAUAGUGGAAGGGCGAGGGAGUCACAAAUAAUACCACAAUUGUUAUCAACAAGAAAGCUCCCAUUGCCGCCACCUCCAACAAAAGAAGACGAUAAGAAAGAGAACAAUGAUGAUAUUGAAAAUUAUUAUUCAUUCAGUGGAGCUUCACAAAGUAUUAAUAGCAAUGAGGAAAGGCUUUAUGAAGAGCCAUGUUCAACGUCAAUCGAAGACAAUGAAUCACCGCCAAAAUUGCCAAGGAAAAUAGGCAAGAAAAUUAUUGAGGAAGAUGAGGUCGACCACGAGUAUGACACGCCAAAGUCAACAAAAUCAUUUGACGAGACAAAGGAUGUUAAAGACGUUGAGAACGUGCCUCCACAACAUAAUGACACUUCACCAAAUAUUCCACGUGUUAAAGUCAGUGAAAUGACUGCUAUAUUAUCAGGAUUCAAUUUAGUUUCACCUGAGGAAAAACUCCGAUCGAGCAACAUGAUAAGAAAUCGAAAAGCUUUAAGUAUUGAGCCGACUGAUGUUAUUGAGAGCCAUAAAAGAAAAUCUCCAGUUAAAAAAUGGUUUAGGGAAACAAUCAUGCGUAGCAAAAGAUAUUCUCAGAAGGAAAAGACAUCACCGGUUAUCGAGGAAGCAGAUGAGGAAAUGAAUAAAGUUGUUACAAGUGUAAAAGGUUCGAAAGUGAACAUGAUCAUAAAUCAAUUGGAAAAGAGUGGCCAACUAAAGGCAUUAAAAAAGGGACUCAAAUCUCGAAAGAGUUUAGUCUACGAUAAUAAUGAAGAGUACGAGACGGUCUGUGUAAAGAAUAAUGAAGUGAGCAAAUAAGGAGCUACUUACCAAGUAUGAGCACGUGGAUAAUUGUCAGGCGUUCCCCACUUCUCGAUUGUAAACAUUUGUGGUCCAUUGCUUCCAUAGAGCUCUUUGAAUCCAUUCAUCGGCACUCGAGAUGUUCCUGU